AUGGCAACGCCGGCAGCGUCCACCGGCGCCAACGGCGACGUGGAGGCUGCGAAUAGUAAGAGGGCCCCAGCAGACGGCAAGACGCCGGUGACCCAGAAGGUGCUGUCGGUGUCGGCAAACCUGGCGCAGCUGCUGCCGACGGGGUCGGUGAUGGCGUACCAGAUACUGGCGCCGUCCUUCAGCAACCAAGGCAAGUGCUACCCCUCCAACUGGUGGAUCACACUCGGCCUCGUCGUCGUCCUCGCCGCCUCCUGCAUGUUCUUCGCCUUCACCGACUCCAUCGUCCACAACGGCAAGGUGUACUACGGCCUGGCCAUGUACCGACGCCUCAACAUAUUCAACAUAAGCAAGACAGAGGAACAUGAGGAGUUUCGUGACAUUCCGGGGGAACUCGAGAGGCGGCGCCUCAGGAAGCAGGACUUUGUCCAUGCCUUCCUCACCGUCAUCGUCUUCCUCACCAUGGCCUUCAGCGACGUCGGGCUCCAGAACUGCUUCUUCCCUCACGCCGACACCGACACCCAGCAGCUCCUCAAGAACCUGCCGCUGGGAAUGGCCGUCUUCUCCAGCCUAGUCUUCACCAUCUUCCCCAGCAAAAGGAACUUCAUCGGAUGCAACGACCCAAACAGUGAGAAGAACAGCGACAUCGCCAACUCAAACAGUGACAAGAAAAGCGACACCACCAAAACUGAACCAGCGUCGUCGUCUUCCACUGCGCCCCCUCCAACUUCAAGUGUAUGCCCUGCAUGCCAUGGUCAUAAUUUGUCCUAGAUGAAGAAAAAACAAGAGUCAAUUCUGUUACUAUUUUCAAAAUUACCAUGUGAUCUAUCUCUCUGA
Messenger RNA from Hordeum vulgare subsp. vulgare (domesticated barley), 834 nucleotides. Its product is annotated as protein DMP7-like. Lineage: Eukaryota; Viridiplantae; Streptophyta; Magnoliopsida; Poales; Poaceae. Gene Ontology annotation, biological process: endomembrane system organization. The record is from RefSeq and is a predicted model, not a curated record. Bases 1 to 768 code for a protein of 255 amino acids. The transcript has a single exon.